Molecule: messenger RNA, 8837 nt
Organism: Xyrichtys novacula (pearly razorfish)
Lineage: Eukaryota; Metazoa; Chordata; Actinopteri; Labriformes; Labridae
Source: the annotation of a GenBank genome assembly
AUGGCAGACAAGGGUAGCGUGGAGAAGUACCUUGAGAACAACCCGCAGUUCGCCAAAGAGUACUUUGAUAAGAAGAUGCGCGCUGAAGCCCUUUCCGCCGCCUUUUCUGCGCCUCUGGACGUCAAAGACACAGCUUCCUUCAAGGAUAUUAACUCUGUGCAAGAAGCCGGUAUCAUAUUCGAGCUCAUCCAGGAGAUGCAGAAACAGGGGGUCAUGAUGGAGCAGUCCCUCCACAAAGUGUUGCAGAGAGUCGCUAUGAUCUUACAGGCUGACAGGGUCAGCUUCUACUCGUGCCGGUCCAGGAACGGGACACCUGAGCUCGCGACUUGCCUCUUUGACGUGACUCCGACGUCCAAGUAUGAGGCAAACCUGGUCAACCCCCAGGGCGAGAUCGUGUUUCCUUUGGAAAUGGGCAUCGUCGGGCACACGGCACAGUGCAAAAAGCCCCAAAAUGUCCCUGACGUCUCAGCGGUGAGAAGUCAAUUAGUCCACGCGCUCUGUAGUGCGCACGCUCUUCUCUGAGUAACUUCAUCUUAGUGGUCAAAAUUACAUGGAGAAGUAAUGGUUCUGUAUCAAUGUUGAUACAAAGUUCUGAUAUCAGCAAUUUUACUGAAGCCUAAACACACAAACAAACAAACAAAGUAAGCAAACAGCUUCAAGAAGUGCACAGUAUCCAACACAUUUGGACGAAUAAGCCGAAAAGCUAAGAUAGACUCACCAACUUUAUUUGAGUCAUAGUGAAUCUGAUAGAGCAACUUGUAAAUAUGUAUUUUCGGUUGUUUUUGAAUUGGGUCCUACCAUAUAUUUUUACUGCUGAUCACAUCAUUAAGGUUUUGCUAUCAGUGUUUCAAAAGUAAGUGAUUUGAACUGUUCGAAAAAAAAAAAAACAGAUUAGAAUUACUGAUGUGAAAAUAUGCUUAUGACUCAAAGCUUUGGUCAGAAGUAAUCUUCAUUUGUUAUUGCCUGUUAUCUCUGCAAGACAUUAAAUCGUUUUUUUUUAUAUCAAAACAAACAUGUUGAUGUACUGCUCAAAUAUUGUCACUUCUAACUAUAAAUGUAGCAGGUGGAGCUGUAAACAGUAGCAGUUUACUACCAAUCAAACCAAAUGGGGGAAAAAAAAAUGUCACAGACUUGUGGGUAAAUCUCUAAAUUUAAUGAUUAAUGAGCAUGCAAAAAUAACAAUGUGACUAUCUGAACUGUUUUAUGUUGCUAAUGUUGCUUUAAAUCUCUUCAAAUUCAAACCAAAUCUGAUAUCGCUCUUGUUGUCUCUCACUGCAGAACAAAAAGUUCUGUGACUUUGUGGACAAACAGACUGGAUACAAGACAAAAUCCAUGCUCACUUUCCCUCUGAUGGCUGACAAAGAGUGCCUCGGCGUUGUCAUGGCAUUAAACAAAAUAGGAGCUGAUGCAUUUUCUGCAGAGGAUGAAGCGGUAAGGGUACACACUCAAACAUGCACGUUCAUCUUUAUUAGUAUUAGUCACUUGUCAUUAGUCACUGUUACUGAGUCAGCUGAGACAGAGAUGUGUUUUAUGAUAAACCGAAGCCUCAUUGUGUUGUUUCAGUUAUUUGUCAUGUGUAGUUGCAGCUCAAACCCUUCAUGAUAUGCAGGAAUUCUCUGUUUUAAUUAUCCACACUUGUUUGUCUGCUCCUUUAAAAUGCCUCUGAUUUGCUGUUAUAGAUUUGCAUCUAACUAAAGAUUAUUGCUGUAAUUACAUCUCACCAGCAGGGUGCAAAACACCCAUUAUGCCAGUGGGAGCCAAUCAAACCUGGCUGAAGUAAUUUGUGUCUUUUUUCAGCUUUCCACUUGAAAAACACAAACAUAAUGACAUAGAGGGACUUUUAUCUAUGUAGUCUGUAUUAACCCUUUGUCUCUUGUUAUUCAGUAGUCUCUCAUUUUCACUUAGGGACAGUUUUUGUUCACUUGCAUAAACCAAAAAAGAACAUUUGAACAUCUGAGGAAAGGAAAAACUACAAAGUGAAAAAUGCAUAUUAUGCAUUUUAAUGUCUUGAAGUUCUGUGAUCAGAUUAUGAACUUCUUUUUCCUUUCCCCAUGUAACCCUCUUUUGUUAAAAAAAAAUGGGAAAAACUUCCUAGGGGAACCUUUUUUACUUACUGAAUCAUUAUGGGGUUUAGAAAUUGAAUCAAGCUUCAUCAUCAGAUAAUUUCUAUGUAAACCCAAGUUCAAAACAUUGGAAAUAGUAGACAAUGCAAUCCUGAAGUUUGCAAGCACAGCAAUCUUAAACUGAUGCAGUGUAUUGAUGAAACCUUUAAUCUGCUUUGGCCCUUAGCUCUUCCACAAGUACAUGAACUUUGCUCAAGUCAUCGCCCUGCAGCAUUUCACAAGCUACAUGUUCAACGUGGAGUCCAGAAGAAGUCAGGUAUACUCAUCUGCUGCUGUUCAAUACAUCUCUGCUCUAGGUAUCCACUGGAAUCAUUGUACACUGGACAAUACUGCAGCCCUCUGUUGAAACACACACCAAACAAAAAAGACAUAAUAUGCUUGGCCAACAUGAGCUCCUUAUGGAUGUAAUGUCAUUCUUUUGCUUAUAGGUGCUUCUGUGGUCAGCCAGUAAAGUGUUUGAGGAGUUGACAGACAUUGAGAGACAGUUCCACAAAGCGCUUUACACUGUAAGGACCUAUCUACAAUGUGACCGAUACUCAGUGGGUCUGUUGGAUAUGACCAAAGAGAAGGUAAGAGCAGAAAAAAGGAAGGAUCAAACUGAACAGAUAGGAUUAAAUGGAUGGUAUCCAAGGCUGUAGAGUCUCAGGACUUGAACAAAUCUGUCAUUGCUUCCCCCCCUGCAGGAAUUCUAUGAUGAAUGGCCUGUGAAACUUGGAGAUGUGGAACCUUAUAAAGGACCAAAAACACCAGAUGGCAGGGUAACAAACUUAUUUUUCCCCGUGUUUAUUCAGGUUUUUCGUCACAUGUAGUAACCUUAAAACUUCCUAUUGUGCACGUCCAUUUUAGGGUAAUCAAUAGUUUCUAAAAGGCUUUUAUUUUCUGUACAGGAAGUCAACUUUUACAAGAUUAUCGAUUACCUCCUGGAAGGAAAAGAGGAAAUUAAAGUCAUACCGUGAGCAUUUUAUUUACACACUACAAAUACAGUUAAAUCCCAGCAUGAGAAAAAUCACUAAAUGACAUUUGCUGAAAAAUCAAACAUUAUUCUCUACAUGUUUGUCUGUUCUUUGAAAAUUGAAGUCCUCGUCUAGUCUUACUGAGAAUUUAAGCUUGCUCUCAGUCAAACUAACGAAAUGCAAAGCUGAAAUUUAGUUUUGAAAUGAUAUAAAGCAGAUUCAGACAGUUCAGUAUCCCCCCUCCAGCUGACAGGCCUCUUAGGACUUCUCUCUUUUCUGCUUUUUUAGGACUCCACCUGCAGAUCACUGGGCUCUUGUCAGCGGACUUCCCACCUAUGUUGCAGAGAAUGGCUUUGUAAGUCUCUGAAUGUUGGUUGAGGACAAUUUAUCAUCACAAUCUCAAAAAUGAUAAAUGACUGAGAUCGGGCUCUGACUAACUGAUUGAAAUGAAUGAUGCAUGGGCACACUGAGUUUAAAAUGAAGCUAGUGUGUGGAGUGGAUUAUAAAUUGGAACAGUAAUGAUGAUAUGAAGUUGCUUGGUAUAGGUGUGCAUUUUAAGGGCUUUAUCCACAAGUAAAUGCAAGUAACCAAAACAAAAAUUUAUGAAAAAUGUAUCAAAAUAAAUUGUAGACAAAUUAAAAAGACAGAUUCCAGAUUGAUAUCUAUUUACAUUUUUGAAGUCAAGAACCAUUGUUAACUUUUUUUUUUUAACAGAUUUGCAACAUGAUGAACGUAGUUUCAGAUGAAUACUUCACCUUCCAGGUAAGGAGACUUUCACUGUGUAUCCUCAUAAAGAAAGAAAGAGUGUGUUCACAAUGAUUGAUGAACUUAUUAGGACUGAAGCCCUUUGUGUAGCUUAUACAGAUGUUCUGGCAGAUUCAGAAACUGGCUUCAAACUGCAUGAUUUGAUUCUUUUAAAUUUACUGUGUUUCAGAAAGAGGCUGUAGAUGAGACAGGCUUUCUGAUCAAGAACGUCUUGUCACUGCCUAUCGUCAACAAGAAAGAAGAAAUAGUGGGCGUUGCCACUUUCUUCAACAGAAAAGAUGGCAAACCGUUUGAUGAGCAUGAUGAGCAGAUCACAGAGGUCAGCACCAGGAAUACAGUCACUCUAUUUUCCUGCCUCUCUCAUACUGUUGUAUUUUUGUCCUUGCGCUUAAAGAGCAGAUUUCCUCUCACAAUAAUGAGAUUGAAAACAAGCUGUGAAACAUGUUAUAUUCUUUUUCCUCUCGUUCUCACCCACUUUUGUUGUUUGAACCAGGCUCUCACACAGUUCUUGGGUUGGUCAGUGCUGAACUGCGACACCUACGACAGGCUGAACCGCAUGGAAUGGAGGAAAGACAUCGCCCAAGAGAUGCUCAUGUACCAGACCCAAUGCACUAAAGAUGAAAUACAGACCAUCCUGGUAUUUAUUCAUCUUUUAUCUUCAGAUUUUUGACCUGAGGAGAAAAAACAGUCAAAUUUAUGCAUGAGGGAUAGUCUUCUUAUGGCAGCUAUUACAUGACUAACAUAAAACUCUGGUGGAUCCACUUCAGUGGCUCACAUUUGAGACAGUAACCACACAGGUUAAUACCUGGAGCACCUGUUUGAUGUGGUGGAAACAUCAAAUUGUGAAAUUAUCUUUACCAAUGAUUGUUUAAUGUAAAUGUCUCUUUAAAUGAGUUUACCUUUUUUCAUGACCAGAACACCAAAGAGAAGUUUGAUGCUGAGCCCGAAGACUGUGACCAGAAAGAAAUGUACAAAUUGUUGGUAAGUCUGGUACCUGGUUCCUCUUCAAUUCAACUUUCAUGAACUUUUCUACCUGAAUCUUUUGAGCAUUUUCAUACUCAUAGACACUUAACGUUGUUUUUUUUUUUGUUGUUGUUCAGAAAGCAACAUGUCCCCCAGCGGACAACGUCAACGGAGAGAAUCUCUACCUGUUCUCCUUUAGUGACUUCCCUGUCUCGGAGUUCGACCUCAUCAAAGCUGGCAUUCGCAUGUUCUUUGAGCUCGGAGUUGUUGAAAAGUUUAAAGUUCCAGCAGAGGUUAGCUCUCUCUCUGUUCAUCCAUACAAAUGAGAUAUUCUGUAUGGUGCCUGUGGUGCAAAAACUCAUUCCAUUCUUUGACUUUAACCCCAAGCUUUUAUAAUUAAAAUAUAAGACUAGGAUGACAUGAAAGAAUUGUUUUAUGCAGACAUCUAAUACACCAGAAUUUUUUAAAGUGUGUUUGUCUUGAAUUGCUUUUCUAUAUCUAACUUGUCUCACUCUCAGACACUAACCAAGUGGAUGUACACAGUGAGGAAGGGCUACCGUUCAAUCACCUACCACAACUGGAGGCAUGGCUUCAACGUGGGCCACACUAUGUUCUGUCUGCUGCAGGUAAGGCUCACAAUACUUGAUCUUGGACAUUUUAGCAUUGCUUUAAAGAGUCUCAUUUACUGCUUAACUUCAUGCUGCUCAGUCAGCUUGAGCUGUCUGCUCAAAACUAUAAAUGCAAUGUAUGAAGUGACAUUUUACAGACGGCUACACCCUCCACGACCCAUAAAAUGUUAAUAAUCCCAGAGAGAGAGUCUCAGGUUGUACCCAAUCUAGUGACACUGGAUGAUAUUUACAUUUUCUCAGUUAAUUGAUUCCAGCUACAAAUGAACCAGAGCAAUCAUGUGUUUCUGUUGGCAUCAUGUCUACUAACUGCACACAACUUAGCAUCAUUUGUCUCCAUCGCCUCCAGACAGGAAGGCUGAGGAAGUACUACUCUGAUCUUGAUGCCUUUGCUAUGGUGGCUGCUGCUUUCUGCCACGACAUCGACCACAGAGGAACCAACAAUCUCUACCAGACAAAGCAAGUGGAGAUCAUGUUUGAUUGUCUGAUUGUUUGUGUGUGACAUGUACACUGUCAGUUUUUCUUUCAAUCAGUUAAUGUCAUUUUUUUUUAAUUUUUUUAUAGGAGUGCAGCGCCUUUGGCUAAACUCCACGGCUCCUCCAUCAUGGAGAGGCAUCAUUUGGAGUUCAGCAAGACAAUUAUGGCUGAUGAGGUACAACUAAAAAGAAUUAGGCAGUGAUUUUUGACAAUAAACACACUAUUGAAAAGCUGUUUGUCAUUUCAACAUUGACCAUUCUCUCUUUCACAGAGCCUGAACAUCUUCUGCAACCUGCAGAAACGUCAGUUUGAGACUGUGCAGCACCUGUUUGACGUCUGCAUCAUCGCCACUGAUCUGGCUCUUUACUUCAAGUAGGUUUUCUAAAAAAAUUCAGAUUUUUCAUAGCUACAAAGCUACAAUCUCAAAUGUAAAACAACAUGAUUGAAAAGGCUGCCUGGUCUGUUGUUGCUUUAAAGUUUUGCAGCAUGGUGUUCUGUCUACACAGGCAAUUUUUUUUGUCAAAGUUUGAUAUUAUGUUUUGAUUUUUUUUUUGUUUUUGUUUUUUUUUUCACCCACGCAGAAAGAGGACUAUGUUCCAGAACAUUGUGAAUGCCACAGAACCAAUGGCAGAUGAAAAGGAGGCCACAGCAUACGUUUCCAACAACGCCAUUAGGAAGGAAAUUAUCAUGUAUGUAGUUAAUUAAAGUGGAAAAUGAAUGUAAUCCAAAGUUUUUUUGGGGAAAAGCCCUACAAACACAAAAGACCCUAAAAAUCCCCAGUAUCAGGAGCAGUGGUUGAUAUCAUCUGCCCGCCCUGACUCUCUCUGUCUAUCUGUUUCUACAUCUCCAGGGCUAUGAUGAUGACAGGUUGUGACUUGUCAGCCAUCACCAAACCUUGGGAGGUUCAGAGCAAGGUGAGUGGCCAUUAAGGAGAUAUAAAGAGGUUUUGAAAUCAUGUUGCAGAGGAUAAAGGAUUAAAAAAACAAAAACCCAAAAGUUAAAAUGUAGAACCACAAAAUCUAAAAAUGAGAUAAAAGUUCUUUAAAUCAACCAUGAUGGACACUAGCAGCUCAGAUCAGUUGUACUCUUUGUUCCUCUGUCUUGCUCUGUUUCAAGUAUCUGUGUUAUUCCUCCAUGGUCCCAUCCAGGUGGCUCUGAUGGUCGCAGCUGAAUUCUGGGAACAGGGAGACUUGGAGCGAUCUGUUUUGGACCAGCAGCCAAUCGUAAGCUUGAUCUGUUUUUCAUGUGUUCUCUUCUUUUCACAUGUUUUCCUGUUUUUGCUUUAUUUUCUAUUUGUGAAACCCUCCUUAUCUUCUUUCUUUCCUCAGCCCAUGAUGGACAGAAACUGUGCCGAACAGCUACCCAAGAUGCAGUGCGGUUUCAUCGACUUUGUGUGCUCGUUUGUAUACAAGGUAAUUAAGGGCUUCUUAAACGCUCACAUUGAUAAUUUAUCCCCCCCCAAAAAAAAUAAAAAAAAGCAACAAUACAACACAGUGGGAGAGAUGUGAUGGAUUACAGCUGGUAACAAUUUAGUAGAAACUUUAAGAGAAUCAUAACUUUGAAAAAAUAAGCCAAAGUAAAAGUGGACAGCAGCUUCAAGUCUUCACUCCAUCCAAGUUAGUUAGCAUAACUGUUCUGACUGCAUCAGAAAAGUGCAGCUUCAACUCUACAGUGAUAGAACUGAAUUAAGAGCAUAAAGUGCAACUCUACAAUGCACUCUGAUAGAAGGAUAUUCCUCAAAUUCAAAAAUGUCCAUUAAGUUUCAUGAUUUCAUCAGAAGCUUUUGUUUUUGUAGCUUCAUUCCUCCCAUGAUGUAUUGAAAUGAACCUGUUGAACUCAGCUGGCCCCACCAGGAAUGCCAGUUAGCUAUUUGUCACUUUGUCAGGAUGGUAUUUGGACAAGAUCACACGCAUCCAUAACUAUGAGUGUGGAUCGGUCAUCCCAGAGGGCCCCCGGUCUGAGAGGAACGUGAAAUUUGCAACCGCAGAACUGUGAAAACAUGAACUCAUGUCCAGUGUGUUUUUCUUCAUUUAUCAGGAGUUCUCCAGGUUCCACAAAGAGAUCACGCCCAUGUUUGAUGGCCUGAACAACAACAGGGCACACUGGAACGAGCUGGCGGAGGUGUACAAUGCAAAGAUGAAGGCCAUCGAGGAUGAGAAGAAGAAACUGGAAGAAGAGGAAGCAAGGAAAGGUAAAUAAAAAAGCUGGAUUUGUGUACGAUAAAAGAUCAGUGUCAAGAAACACCCCACAUAAAUGUUUAUGUCUAUUUUUUUCUCUAGCUGGAGGUGAUGGCGGGAAAUCAAAGACCUGCACCAUCUGCUAAGUUCCUGCGGUGCUCGGAUUUGACUGGCACAGUCUGGUUAGGACUGAGCUAGGCUACGCUAGCCUAAUCUUGUCUGACAACUAGUCUAGUUUGACCCCGACUCGUCUAGCUCGGUUUGGUCUGAUCUACACCAGCGUAGUUCUCUUUCUGGUUAAGUGCUGUCUGCCCUGGUGCAGGUCAGUCCAGCUCUGGUCUUGUCUGGAACAGUCUAGCCUAAACUUUAGUCCAAUGUAGUCAUGGUCUGGUCUGCAGUCCAGCCUAACCAUUCUCCAAGGAGGGAAGAGUCAGAAACAUCACCGUGAAGAAGCACUGUUGGGACUCUGCCUGCAAGAGAAGCUGUUUGACUGAUGUGUUUGAGACUUCCUCCGUCCUCUACGUCUGCAUGAACAUUUGAAAACCAACACGUACAUGGACAACAUAUAAUCCCCUUAAUGAUAGCAAUAAUGUGAAAUAUUCUGACAUGUGUGGUUUGAAACCAUUGUUGGAGAAGCUCAUAAGCUUUUACAAGUCAAGCUAAAGUACAGCUCCUAACUCUUAAGUAGUUCGUAAGGUUAAGCAAUGCACUCUGCUGCUGCCGUUUUAGCAGUGGCAGGCCAUGCACGGAGAA